AUGUCUUCUAUCUCAUCGAUAUGCGUAGGAACCCUGACUUUGAUCGGCCUCGCCCGCGACGUCCGCUACGUUGGCGUCAACAACCUGAUGCCGCCGCCCGAGCAGCGCCGCCGCCUCGUGUCGGCCCUCGCAGAGUUCCUCGUGGCCGCCCCAGAGGACCUGACCGACCAAGAGGCCCAGCAGCUUGCCCGGGCGCUGCCCGCUGCGGCGCGGGACGUCAUUGUCCGGGAGGUUCAAGCCGCUCGACCGCCGGUCCCUCCCGGCCCCGUUGCCCUCGGCCCCAUCCAGACCCAGCUCGGCCAGGGGACUAUCGGCCCCCUCCGCCGGCGCUGGCAAAUCAGCCUGGUCCUGACCGCGCUCUUGUUGCUCGGGAGAUACAUCCUUUUCGUCUUUGUUCCCUGGGCCUUCAUCACUCUCGCAUUCUCCGUGGCAUGUUUGAAGGUGGGGCUGAGCCUUUAUCUCCUCUACUUUUGCGUAGACUGUUUCUUCACGCCCGCGGACGACGAGUCCUGGAAAAGGAAAGAAUGGCUUGCCGAGGAGCUCAACCGAACUAUCUACCUAUCGUAG
Molecule: messenger RNA, 567 nt
Organism: Thermochaetoides thermophila DSM 1495
Lineage: Eukaryota; Fungi; Ascomycota; Sordariomycetes; Sordariales; Chaetomiaceae
Exons: 3
Coding region: 1-567 (188 amino acids)
Source: RefSeq, a predicted model, not a curated record